AUGUCGGAGGCACCCUGCAAGCGAUACACCAAGUUUUUGCUGAAAUAUGCAGGAACAAGAGAAAAGAUCGAUGAUGCAGUGAACGAGAGUUGGAUUUGGUUGACAGAUACGUAUCCCUUCAAGAUCGUAGUUAAACAAAUCCUCCAUAUUAUAUUCUCCACCUCACAAACCUGCAUAUCUGAAUUCGACCUGUCGGGGUUCCCAAAUCAGCUAUGCGAGUUCAAUCGCUGCUUCUUAGAUGAUGGGCAGAAUGUAAAGUUCAUCAACCCGGGCCAGCCCAUCCACUAUUAUCGAUCAAGAAGAAGAGUUGAUCACACCUUCAAGCAAUAA
Coccidioides immitis RS is the source of this 330-nucleotide messenger RNA. RefSeq lists its product as uncharacterized. The coding region runs from base 1 to 330 and encodes 109 amino acids. The transcript is spliced from 2 exons. The record is from RefSeq and is a predicted model, not a curated record. Lineage: Eukaryota; Fungi; Ascomycota; Eurotiomycetes; Onygenales; Onygenaceae.